This is a messenger RNA of Fomitopsis serialis, 789 nucleotides long. RefSeq names its product peptidase A4 family-domain-containing protein. The record is from RefSeq and is a predicted model, not a curated record. NCBI's taxonomy places the organism in Eukaryota, Fungi, Basidiomycota, Agaricomycetes, Polyporales, Fomitopsidaceae. The transcript is spliced from 3 exons. Gene Ontology annotation, biological process: proteolysis. Bases 1 to 789 code for a protein of 262 amino acids. Gene Ontology annotation, molecular function: glutamic-type endopeptidase activity.
AUGUUCGCCUCCAGCUUCUUCAGCUUCGUCCUCCUCGCCACCGCCGCCGUAGCUGCCCCCAAGGGCCGCCUCGCGGAUCGUCUGGCGCGGCGCGCUGAGGGCUCGCACAUGUCGCGCCCCAUGCAGCUCGUCGAGCAGCCGGAGGAGCUCAGCAACGUUUCGCAAGUUUCGUAUAGUUCUAACUGGGCCGGCGCCGUGUGGGAGAAGAGCUCAGGCACCUUCAAGUCCGUUACGGGUACUUUCGUUGUGCCCACGCCGUCUACUCCCUCGGGUGGCUCUGGCUCCUACUCUGCCUCUGCUUGGGUCGGCAUUGACGGCGACACCUGCGGAAACGCCAUUCUUCAAACCGGCGUCGACUUCACCGUGGACGGUGGCUCCGUCUCGUACGAUGCCUGGUACGAGUGGUACCCCGACUACGCGUACGACUUCUCCGGCAUCAGCUUCAGCUCGGGCGACACCGUCAAGCUGACGGUCACCGCCUCCUCGACCACGGCCGGCAAGGCCGUGAUCGAGAACGUGAGCACGGGAAAGACGGUGUCCAAGUCGAUCACGUCGUCGAGCGCGCUCUGCGAGGAGAACGCGGAGUGGAUCGUCGAGGACUACGAGGAGGGCAGCUCGCUCGUGCCCUUCGCGGACUUCGGCACAGUCACCUUUACCGGCGCGUCCGCGUCGACGGGCUCGGGCUCCACUGGCCCGUCGGGCGCGACGAUCAUCGACAUCAAGCAGAACAACAAGGUCCUUACCUCUGUCUCUACCGGCUCCAGCAGCGUCACUGUCAAGUACGUCUGA